Messenger RNA from Syzygium oleosum, 1370 nucleotides. RefSeq names its product LOB domain-containing protein 25-like. The coding region runs from base 482 to 1018 and encodes 178 amino acids. Lineage: Eukaryota; Viridiplantae; Streptophyta; Magnoliopsida; Myrtales; Myrtaceae. The transcript has 4 exons. The record is from RefSeq and is a predicted model, not a curated record.
UAAAUGCCCUUUUGUCUACACGCUUUUGCCUCUCUCUCUCUCUCUCUCUCUCUCUCUCUCUCUCUCUCUACCCCCCACCUUUUGUUAAAACCGUGCUUUUUUUCAGAUCUCUCUGUCUCCUUCUGCACCAAAAUAGGGUUUCUUUCCCUUCAUCCUCAUUGAAUUCUCACAGUCAUAUCCUCUCUGCCAUAAUUGAUUCAAGGAAUAUAUUAAAUUCCAACCCCGCAUGUUCCAAUGGUCCUGUGACAUAUUCUCGUUCAUCCUCGGAAGGAUCAAACAGCAGAUCCUGAAAGAGCUCACUCAGAGAUAAAGAGAGAGAGAGAGAGAGAGAGCAAAAAAGAAAGAUAUGUUUCCUACAAACAGCCGUUUGUAAUUCAGGUUUGUUCAUGACCCAUGGUAUGACUUCUAUGGGUAUCUCUACGCAAAGCGAAGACUCCAAAAGUUUGGUCUUUUGUUGCAGUGUCCGGUGAGACUGUUGUCUAUGGCUUCAUCAUCUAGUUACUCUAGCUCUCCGUGCGCUGCUUGCAAGUUCUUGAGGAGAAAGUGCCUGCCGGAUUGCAUCUUUGCGCCCUACUUCCCUCCCGAGGAGCCCCAGAAGUUCGCCAAUGUCCACAAGAUAUUCGGGGCGAGCAACGUGAGCAAGCUCCUCAAUGAGGUCCUCCCCCACCAGAGAGAGGACACUGUCAAUUCCCUCGCCUACGAGGCUGAGGCGAGGCUCAAAGACCCGGUUUAUGGGUGCGUGGGGGCGAUAUCAGUGCUCCAAAGGCAGGUCAUCAGGCUCCAAAAGGAGUUGGACGCGACGAACGCUGAUCUCAUCCAGUACACCUGUCGCGAGAUACCAAGCACGGUGUCUAGGCCGGUGCACCAUCGGAGGAGGAAUAAUAAUAACAAUAUGGUUCAAGGUUAUGGAGAUGGUGGUUUCGAUCAGAACUGUGGAGGGUAUUAUCAUCAUCAUGCUUGGAGUAAUGGCCAUGUUGGAGAUGGCCAAGAAGGAGGUGAUGGAGGUUUGAUUGGCUAGGCAGCUUUCGGCAGGAUGGAUAGAUGUCCUCUCCUACAGUCCUACAUAACUGUUGCGUAUCUUUUUGGAAAAAAAUUGACAAAGUUGAUUGAUUGGUGGACUAUUAAGAAUUGGGGAUGAUCUUACCUUAAACCCAUUUUUAAGACUGAUUGCGCCAAUCAAAGCUAGUCUGGAGACGGUUGAAAAUAAUUGCGAGGCUCAUAUUAGAUUAAUUACUCGACAUAGGUUUGUUCUUGUACUGUGAUUGAUUCGAUCUAACUAUGAGCACUAUGGGGCAAUCUUUCGAUAUUUAUUAAUCCUUUGUGAGCAUGUACCCAAAAAAUAGUAAUUCUUGUAAAUCAUCCGAAUGGAA